Messenger RNA from Lymnaea stagnalis (great pond snail), 312 nucleotides. The record is from the annotation of a GenBank genome assembly. Lineage: Eukaryota; Metazoa; Mollusca; Gastropoda; Lymnaeidae.
GUCCUUGGUGCUCAAACUAAACGCCAGUCUACACUAGGGGUAUUUUGUUCAGAGGAUAAUGUUACAGAUAGCCUACUUCAAUUUGAAGUUCAAGAAUAUGCAAUUAAAAUGGAUGAGCUGAGGACAAAAAUCACUCAGCUAGAAACUGAAAUCGAAGUAAGUAAAGAAGAGCUUAAAAAUGAGAAGAACCUUAAAAAAGAAACUGAAAUUCAAUUGAAGCAAUUGGAGCAACAAGUGAAAAGCAAAGAAGCUUUUAUAAAUGAAAUAACUUUGGAAAAAGAAGAACUGAAAGAUUCUCUUAUGAAAGAGAAG